AUGGAUACUCAACCUCAAGAAACUGAGGAAGAUUAUAAUUUAACCAUUCCCUCGGCUCUUCAAAAAGACAGUAAUGAUAGUGCUUCUAACAUUAUUUCUAAACAAAUAAAUUUAGAAAAUGAAAACAUAGCUGGAUCAACGAACACGCAAAUUGAAGAUUCUUAUGUGGAAAAUACUAAUGUUGAAGACGACGAAGACUUGGAACAUAUUGAAUCAGAUAACCAAGAUGAUGAUGAAUUAUUAUUCGUACAACAUCCAGAAGAUAAUGGAGAUAGUGAUAAUAUGGUAUCUUCAAUUCACACAAGUGAUGAUACAGAGUCAGAAAACUCUCUAAACAUGCGAGAUGAUUCUAGUAGGAUGCUUGAUAGUCCACCUGAUAUUCGUACACCUUCAUCACCUUCACAAAAUUCCGAAGAUAACAUUAGCAUAGAAUCAAUACCUACGGGAGAGUUUUCAAGUCCUUCAAAUAACGAUGAAUCCAUUGAACGGGAUAUACCUGUUAAGCCAGCUCCAGGUGAAACUCGUGAGCAAAUUCUUGCCCCUUUGGAUUUCAUUGAUGAUUAUGAUAAUGAGAUAAUUCAAUUAACUCCAAUUUUAACUAAAGCUAUAGAGACCGAUGAUGAUCCACCAAAAAUUUUGUUUAGACAUCAACAAAAUACUGGUCUGGAUUUUCGUCAUAGACAAAAUUCUAGUUUAGGUAGUAUGGCUUUAAAUAUUUUUCAUCAUCAAUUGUUGCUUCCGUUUUUUCAAGGAUUUAGUUGGGGAAUUGGGAUGCAUCUUUAUCGUUAUAUGAGAAAUGGGUUUUCGCUAAGAAGUUUUUGGAGAUCUUUAUCUGGAGGUGUCAGAAGUUCCUCUUCGCAAUAG
This is a messenger RNA of Funneliformis mosseae, 864 nucleotides long. The record is from the annotation of a GenBank genome assembly. Lineage: Eukaryota; Fungi; Glomeromycota; Glomeromycetes; Glomerales; Glomeraceae.